AUGAUCUGGUUUUUAUUACUAGCGGUGGCGUGUGCUGCCUCGUAUCAUGAGGAACUCACUUUCCGCCCGCUUCCCAGAAAUACCCUUCUUGCAGACUUCCACUUUAACACGGUUCUGCCUGAGUUUCCUUUGGAAUACACCAAUCUGCUGGCUCCACAGGCCCUGCCACCGCGUCAUUUUGGAUACUUUCCUCGUCUACUUGCCCCUAUUGUCCAGGCAACCAACACGCGUGAGCUUCAUUUGCGUUUUACCCAAGGAUGGUGGGAUGCUGAUUCAUGGGGACUGUUACCUGAAAAUGGCGAGGUAAUUGGCGGUACUGGCGUGGAGGUUUGGGCUGCCGUGGAGGCACCUGAUGUGGAAGCAGCCCGUGCUUCGUGGUUCAAGCUCACGGAGCUGCUUUCGGGUGUUUUCUGUGCAUCGCUUAAUUUCGUGGAUGAUGCUGUCACCACGUUUCCCCAGCAUAAAACAGCGCUGGAGGCGCCAUUUGUGGCUUCUCCAGAGAACAACCUUUACUUGCUUCGUGCCGCUUUGCCAGAUGAGCCAAUUUGCACGGAGAACUUGACGCCGUUCUUGAAAUUGCUCCCUACAAGAGGAAAAGCAGGAAUUGCCUCGUUGCUUGACGGUCACAAGCUCUACGACUCCUUGUGGCACUCCAUGAGCGUGGACUUGGUGACCAAGUGCUCAGGCUCAGAGUGUCGUCUCGAGCUGGACCAGCACAUCCACCACAUUGCCGAUAUCACCCGUCUGAUUCGCCGUAGAAACGAGGGCGGUAUCCCCAAACCUGUUCCAGGUGACAAGUUGCGCUGUGACGAGACCAAGCACCACGACGCGUGGCACUGCUUUCCUCUUGGCGAGGAACCCCUGAUCGAAUGGGACAUUGAGGCGCUCUACGGAAGACAGAUCAAGGGUCCAGGCUUCGAGAACAAGAACGCCGCUACGAAGGUGAACUUUUUGAUCGACUCGGACCACUGGAAGGUGAAGCUGUUGAGAGAGGGCCAGCCAGACACCGACGUGACCGAAACGUUUGAAAUUGUCGAUGCUGUGCCUCACAACUUCCGUCUUUCUACCACAGACUUCAACAAGGUUUUGCCCAAGAAGGAGACUCCGUUGCUUGUGUCUCGCUCCCUAACGGGUUACUCUCAGGACCGUGGUGGAAUGCGUGUAACUUUGCACAACCCUAAGGAUGAAGACCUUUCCGUUGUCUACUUUGAGAGUCUCCCCUGGUUCAUGAGAAUCUACUUGCAUACGCUUCAGGUCAGCGGCAACGGUACCAUUGAAAACCGUUUCUUCAAGCCUGCCAUUGAUAGAUCUAGACCCACGCAUUUGGAGUUGGCGUUGAACAUCCCAGCAGGCCAGUCCUUGACGCUUACCUACCAGUUCGACAAGUCUUUAUUGCUCUUUUCUGAGUACCCACCAGAUGCCAACCAUGGUUUUGCCAUUGAGCCUGCGGUGAUCAAAAUCAUUGACAAGGCUACAGGCGAAACCCUGUACCAGCUCAGAUCUGCUUCCUUGCUUUUGACCCUUCCUACCCCAGACUUCUCGAUGCCCUACAAUGUCACCAUCUUGACAUGUACGGUGAUGUCGCUCGCAUUUGGAUGUGUUUUCAAUUUACUUGCUAAGAAAGUCGUUACUGAGGAGGAGUUUGAAGAAGUCGCCAAAUCUACUCCAUUGGGUAAGUUGAAAGCCAAGCUUGCAUACCUCAAGAGCAAGUUGAAGGGCACAAAGGCCUGA
This is a messenger RNA of Candidozyma duobushaemuli, 1731 nucleotides long. Its product is annotated as GPI-anchor transamidase subunit. Bases 1 to 1731 code for a protein of 576 amino acids. Gene Ontology annotation, biological process: attachment of GPI anchor to protein. Gene Ontology annotation, cellular component: GPI-anchor transamidase complex. The record is from RefSeq and is a predicted model, not a curated record. NCBI's taxonomy places the organism in Eukaryota, Fungi, Ascomycota, Pichiomycetes, Serinales, Metschnikowiaceae. The transcript has a single exon.